This is a messenger RNA of Macrosiphum euphorbiae (potato aphid), 453 nucleotides long. Lineage: Eukaryota; Metazoa; Arthropoda; Insecta; Hemiptera; Aphididae. The record is from the annotation of a GenBank genome assembly.
AUGAAACAGGCAUUACUCGUGGCGUUGGCUUGCGUAGUGCAUUACGACCUGUUGGGCUUGUUUCUGGACCAUUCGUACGGGCGGCGCAUCGUGUACACAGACAACGAACGACACCAAUACCGACCCAGGUCCGAGUUCGAUCACAUAUGGAUACCAAGACCAGGCACGGACCCGAAUACGUUAUAUUUGGUACCGCGGACGGUAACCGUGCAAGACCACGGUAGUGAAGACGUCGAGGACUACUGGACGGACUCGGACGACGUUGUAAUUAAUAAUCGCGGUACCACCGGUAGUAGGCUUUCCGACGGUGAGGUCCACCGAUGGGAGCCUGCACCGGAUACCGUUGUUGACCGUGUUCCUACCACUACCACGACUGAGCAACCGGAUGACCGUGAAGACGACGGCGAUGAUUAUGUGGCUCCAGGACAAGAGUGGGACGACGACGUUUUUUAA